UCCCUCCCUGAAACUUCAUGUGGAUGAGUUAUUUUUCACUUCCUGGGCUCCAUGGUGGUUGUGUCGCUGGUCAGUUGUGCGCUGCUUCCCUGCCCAGGGACAGCUGCAUUUUGAAAAGGCGAGUGAAGUGAUUGCCUGUGAAGGAGCUUGCUGUCCCCAUCUGCGUACAGGCAAACUGGAGAGAUGACUUGUGAGACGAGAGCGGUAACAGUUCCUAUGGCUGUAUUCGAAACUAACGCAGCGCCCUAUGCACCAAAAGAGGAUUAUUGUUGCCCUUCUGCCCCACCAUAUUCAUGCAUGCAACCACCAACCCCUGUUGAAACAGUCUAUGUGGUGUCUCAGCCUCCAGUCAUUGUAGCAGGAAUCUUUACAAGCAAGCCAGCAGGAACAAUAUGUCCAAGCUGUCGCCAACCCAUUACCACCCAAGUCGUCCACAGAAUGGGUAAACUGACCUUCCUUCUCUGCACAGCCAUGUGUUGUUUUGGGUGCAAUUUUGGAUGCUGUUUCAUCCCUUUCUUCAUGAAAAGGUGCAAGGAUGUAGACCAUUAUUGCCCCUGCUGCCGUUUUCAUAUCUACAGAUACAAUAGGCUCUGAACGCAAAGUCAAGCCUCAGAGAUUCUCAAGGCCAAUUCUCUUUGCUCUGCUACUGAUGUAAGAACUCCUAGAUCAGCUGUGGCCAAGCCACAUGUGGCUCUUACCCUGCCCUCCGAACGCGUGCCCCUGAAAACGGCCCCAGCUCCCCGUGCUCACCGGGGCAGAGGAGCCGUCCGGUGCAGCCAUUCAAAAUGGCAUCUUCAGGAUGGUGGAGGCCGGUGGGAGCCUGAUGUGGCCAAAAAGCCUCUAACUGUGUUUCUUAAAGGAACAGUCAUUUUUUGACCAAAUGCGUCUGGGAGCUUUUUUUAUUCUUGCUCAACAACUCGCCUCCACCCCUUGGCUCUUUGCAUAAUUAUUUUGGCUGUUUGCCUGUAACGGGUUGGCCACCCCUGUCCUAGAUUGAUCUCCUUCUGUGACAUAUGCAAACCCGCAAUGAAUCCCUCAGAUAAUGUCAGCAUCAGGAUAUUAGAUUGUUGCACUGAGUUUUGAAAAUGCUUUCAGAAAUAGUUUCAUGUCAACAUGCCACACAAGUUUUAUUUCCUUGUUUGGAUAUUGUUGCCUUAAGCUAUGAUGGGACUGGUGGAUAGUAGCUUUGGUGCUCUCAUACCUUUUUUUAAAAAUAUCCAGGUGGGACGUGAGUGGGGUGUUAUGUGUCAAAACCCUCCACUUAUUAGAAAGCUUAGAAAUACAUGUUAGAUCAGUGUUUAAUCUCUGACCUAUUGGCAUCUGUGUGUCAGGCCUAAAGUAUGGGUCAACCUAGCUACAUCACUCAUGACGACUGUGAAAAACAUCAUGUGCUGCAUGAUGUAGUUACAUUGCACACUAAAGCAGCUAGGUCCAAGGAAGGGACGAAUUACCUAAUCAACAGACAACCCCCUUCCAUUACUGUAGGAAAUGUCGAUACUACAGCAUCACAGCUGCAACUCAUAGCCAGGGCCACCAUAGGGCAGAUGUAGUCUCUUAUUCUAAGUUCUCUGCCGGUAAGAAAUGUCUUACAUUUGUACAACCCCCACCGUUAGCAGGCCCCAGUCUGGGCUGGGGAUUGUGGGUGGGACGUUACUGUAACUAAAUGUGUAUUGUUCAGUUCACGUGAGCUGUAGGAUAUAAAUUAUGAAACGGAGGUUGCAGAUCAUACAAUUUGUGGGGCAGAA
Pelodiscus sinensis (Chinese soft-shelled turtle) is the source of this 1745-nucleotide messenger RNA. Lineage: Eukaryota; Metazoa; Chordata; Testudines; Trionychidae. The record is from RefSeq and is a predicted model, not a curated record.